This is a messenger RNA of Helianthus annuus (common sunflower), 1466 nucleotides long. RefSeq names its product RNA N6-adenosine-methyltransferase mettl16. NCBI's taxonomy places the organism in Eukaryota, Viridiplantae, Streptophyta, Magnoliopsida, Asterales, Asteraceae. The coding region runs from base 75 to 1376 and encodes 433 amino acids. The record is from RefSeq and is a predicted model, not a curated record. The transcript is spliced from 7 exons. Gene Ontology annotation, molecular function: 23S rRNA (adenine(1618)-N(6))-methyltransferase activity; nucleic acid binding. Gene Ontology annotation, cellular component: nucleus. Gene Ontology annotation, biological process: rRNA base methylation.
AACCAACAAUGGGCCGACGUGAGUUGUGAGUGGGCCUAAAUAAAUGCCAAUUGAAAAAAACCAGAUAAAAAAAAAUGGGGAAGAAGAGGAAGAGAGCGCCGGAGAAACGGAGCAUACACCCCCGGAACAAAUACUCCGAUAACCCACCGGACUUCACUCUCUUAGCAUCUCUAUAUCCUUCAUUUCAACCCUACGUUUUCUACUCCCGUGAAGGGAAGCCCAAGAUCGACUGGAAAGACUUCAAUGCCACUCGUGAGCUCACUAGGGUUUUGCUUCUGCAUGAUCACUCCAUCACUUGGUGGAUCCCCGAUGGACAGUUGUGCCCCACGGUACCCAAUAGAUCUAACUAUAUCCACUGGAUCGAGGACCUUUUAUCGUCUGACAUCAUUCCCAAUUAUCAUGGAGACAACAAUAUCAUAAAAGGAUUUGAUAUCGGCACUGGGGCCAAUUGCAUUUAUCCUCUACUUGGUGCUUCCCUUCUUGGUUGGAGUUUCGUUGGAUCAGACGUGACGGACGUAGCACUAGAAUGGGCCGAGAAAAACGUUAAGAAUAACCCACAAAUAUCCAAACUAAUCGAGAUUCGAAAAGUUGACAUUGAGGAAGAGUUGACUAAUCAAAACACUAACGAUGGUGGAAGUUACACCGGCCCCCCUAUACUUCUAGGUGUGGUAAAAAACAAUGAGAAGUUUGACUUUUGUAUUUGUAAUCCUCCUUUUUUCGAGACAAUGGAUGAAGCGGGCCUUAAUCCAAACACAUCUUGUGGUGGGACUCCGGCAGAGAUGGUUUGUCCCGGUGGUGAACAGGCUUUUAUCAGUCGAAUGAUUCAAGAUAGUGUUCAACUUAAACAAUCAUUCAGGUGGUACACAUCAAUGGUUGGAAAGAAAUCAAAUUUGAAAAGUUUAAUAUCGAAACUUCGUGAAGUGGGAGUUACCGUAGUUAAGACGACCGAAUUUGUUCAAGGUCAAACUAGUCGGUGGGGAAUUGCGUGGUCUUUUAUUCCUCCAACUAAAAAGAUAAUAUCGUCUCACGUGGCUUCAAAAAAUGUCCUCACUUUCAUGCUUGAGGGGAUCCAACGCCAGUUCAGUGCAUUUCAUGUUCUCCAAUCAGUUGAAUCCUUCUUCAAAGGGAGUGGCGCAUCCUGUAAAUUAAAUGCUGCCUUGUUUUAUAUUGAUGUAAUUUCAAAUGAUUUGCAUUUCCGCGUAACGGUCUUUGAGCAGAUUCCGGGAACUCUUUUAGUUAGAGGAUCCUUGAAACCUGGAGAAACCAUUGUGCCAGGGUUACUCUCAUCAGUAUUCCUGCAGUUGGAGGAUGCUUUGAGGAAAGAAUUUUGCCCAGAAAAAGUUUCCACACACAUCUCAAAUUCGAAUCACCAGUAAUUUUAAUAGUUAGCGCUUUUUUUACCAUCUUCUUUUGUACCAGUGUCUGUCUACUCUUGAUUAAUUUAUGCAUCAGGAAGAUUCUUUUUC